AAGGAAUGAGGUAGUAAAGGUUUACUUCUUAAAACCAUCAACACAUAUUUUCGUUGAUGUCUGUAAGGUUUCAUGUAGAACCAACUGCCUCUGGGCGAUCGACCAAUCACACAUAGGACCCUUCUCAUUCUGUGUAGUAAGGUUGGACAGAGGUUGGGGACGAUGAGACAUUGGUGUUUAUAAAGGAAAAUUAUCGUUAGGGUCGUACAACGGACGGAAUCGUUAACCGUGUUACAUAUUAACUUACAGGAUUAGGUACUAGUCUAAUCAUUUAGUAUAGAAGGAUUAUGUUAUAAUAAUUAAGUUAUAAGUGAUCUUAUACCCGUCCAUAACGAAGGAUACGAAGGAUGUGAGUCGUGUGGAUUGUUUAGUAUGGUGGAAAAACACACCUCCCCCCGAUCUGCUCCCUGUACAGAAAGGAUAAUGUAAUGUAAAUAGACAAAUAUUGACAAGUUAUGCUGUUUUGGAGUAACGUUAACUUCUCGAUAAGGCAAUAGGAUGUGAGGGUUUUAACGUUCAGGCAGCCAUGUUCCAGCUAUGGAGAAACUCAAUUUCUAUCCAUGGUCUGGUGUAUCUGUGCGAGAAGAUGGACUUUGUGUCCCAAAAUCUAUUGACAUAUUGUAGGUGAGAAGAUGAUUUUGCUUCGUUCGUUGGCUUGUCUCAUCAUCGCCACUUUAACUCUGGUGCUUUAUUAUGUCCAGCAAGUUCGAACAGGUCUGGUUCUGAACGAUUUCAUCCGCCAUUUUGAACCAUUGUAUUAUGACCAUCAUUCCUUGCGAGAUCAGCGUCAUCGAAUCAGACGUUCGGCCAACAUGGAAUUCCAUCUUCGAUUUACCGCCCACAACAGGUUGUUUAAGCUGCGAAUGAAACAGGAUUCAAGCGUGUUUGCAUCGGAUGCAGUUUUCGAAUCGACAAGAAAAGGGAAGUUCCGCUACGAUAUGUCAAAAGUUCUGAAAGGUCAUUUAGAAGAUGAUGAAGACUCGAUAGUGGAAGGUGUCCUGACAUCGGAAGGCUUAUUUGAUGGUGUCAUUCACACAGCCUACGACGACUUUUACAUCGAGCCGUCUGCCAGAUACUUUCUACAACCACGUGACUUCCAUUCCGUCAUUUAUAAACAUUCCGACGUCAUGUACAGAGCGUUGAACAGCACAUGUUUUUCGCAUUUACAACACACGUCAUCAUCAUAUCGCAGAGAUUAUUUACAAAGUGCUUUUUCUACAUCGGGUUUUUCAAAUGUCUAUUUUCACAGCGAGCACUCAAUAGAUAGUGUAAAUAAGUCUAAAGGAAAGUGGAGAACGAGAAAAAGGAGAAACAUUGAAGACAACACCAUUUAUUGGAGGGAUGUCGACGAGAUGCACUAUAAAGACUACGACAAAUACGGUGAUUCGGAACCGUACGGGGUUCGUUCUGUGCAAAGGACUCACUGGACCGAAGAUCGAUCAGACAGACACGUUGUGAUCGAUCCUAGGAAAACUACAUGCAUGUUGUACCUACAAGCUGACCAUCUGUUCUAUCAGAAAAUGGGGAGCGAGGAAGCUUGCAUAGAGACCAUGACCAGGCACGUUCAGAAAGUAAACAGCAUCUACAGAGCCACAGAUUUUGAUCAGGAUGGAAGAUCCGACAACAUAUCCUUCCUCAUUAAGAGAAUUAAGGUCCAUACGAUGGAAGCUCUUAAGGAUCCUGAUUACAGGUUCCCUGGUAAUUAUGGUGUAGAAAAAUUCCUGGAAUUGUUUUCUGAAGAAGAUUACGAUGCCUUUUGCCUUGCUUACAUGUUCACUUAUCGAGAUUUCGAAGGAGGAACCCUUGGUCUUGCAUGGACUGGUGACUUAAAGAAUGCUGGAGGAGUUUGCGAAAAAAAUGGACAUUACAGAGGGAGCUUGAAGAGUCUUAACACUGGAAUUGUUACUCUAUUAAAUUAUGGAAAAUACGUACCACCUAUUGUGUCUCACGUCACUUUGGCACACGAAAUCGGCCAUAACUUCGGUUCACCUCAUGAUCCAGAAGACGAUAAUAUAUGCACACCGGGAGGUGAUAAUGGGAAUUAUAUUAUGUUUGCAAGAGCAACGUCGGGAGAUAAGAGAAACAACAACAGAUUCUCACCUUGCAGCUUGAGAAACAUUAACGCAGUACUUAACACCAAAGCCAGGAGCCUGAAAGGUUGCUUCACAGAACCUCAAGACGCUAUAUGCGGGAACGAAGUGGUAGAGAGAGGAGAAGAAUGUGACUGCGGUUGGGAGGAAGAUUGUAAAGAGCCGUGUUGUUUUCCUAUGCGUAGUAAUCCCCCACGUGAUAAACCGCCAUGCCAUCUUAGACCCAACGUAGUUUGCAGCCCGAGUCAAGGACCAUGUUGCACACACGAAUGCAAAAUUAAAGUGGGUGAAGAGUGCAGAGGUGAUAAUGGAUGCAGGAGUGCCAGUUUCUGUGAUGGGCAAGGGCCACACUGUCCUUCCUCUACUAACAAACCUAACAAAACAGUUUGCAACGACGAGUUCGUUUGUUAUAUGGGAGAAUGUACGGGUUCUAUAUGUAUGGCGUAUGGACUAGAAUCAUGCCAAUGUAAAAGAAGCUUACACGAUCCUUUAACGAAAGCCUGUGAACUUUGUUGCAAAUUACCAGGAAACGAUCAUAGUUGCAAAUCAUCCUUUGAGUGGAAUUCUUCACCGUUUGAUGUGCCUGAUUUAUAUGCCAAACCUGGAACUCCCUGCGACAAUUAUAACGGAUACUGUGAUGUUUUUCAAAAAUGUCGUGAAGUAGAUCCAUCAGGCCCUUUAGCAACAUUACGUAAACUAUUAUUAUCUACUGAAAGUAUAGCAUCCCUAAAACGAUGGGUCUUAGAUCACUGGUGGGGAGUUAUCCUUCUUUUUAUUUGCGUCAUUAUUGUUCUGAUUAUUAUUGUAAAGGCAUUCGGUAAAAGAACAGAAGAAGGUAAAAUGUUAUCAGAUCCCGAUCACAUAUCAGAGAAGAACAAGACAGUAUUUCGUUCGAAUACAAACCACGCUGUGGCAAAGGCUCAUGCACAAACGGUUGCAUCAAAUCACAGUAUUGCAGCUGCUCUAGCACACACCGCUUGCAAACAGAGAACGACCAGUAAUUUCGUCAAGACAAGCGUAUCGUUUAGGAAACACGAUCAACCCCUGUCUAUGUCAGGAGCUGGUUGGCAUUACAGAGGGAGCUUGAAGAGUCUUAACACUGGAAUUGUUACUCUAUUAAAUUAUGGAAAAUACGUACCACCUAUUGUGUCUCACGUCACUUUGGCACACGAAAUCGGCCAUAACUUCGGUUCACCUCAUGAUCCAGAAGACGAUAAUAUAUGCACACCGGGAGGUGAUAAUGGGAAUUAUAUUAUGUUUGCAAGAGCAACGUCGGGAGAUAAGAGAAACAACAACAGAUUCUCACCUUGCAGCUUGAGAAACAUUAACGCAGUACUUAACACCAAAGCCAGGAGCCUGAAAGGUUGCUUCACAGAACCUCAAGACGCUAUAUGCGGGAACGAAGUGGUAGAGAGAGGAGAAGAAUGUGACUGCGGUUGGGAGGAAGAUUGUAAAGAGCCGUGUUGUUUUCCUAUGCGUAGUAAUCCCCCACGUGAUAAACCGCCAUGCCAUCUUAGACCCAACGUAGUUUGCAGUGUGACGGUAGAACAAAGACUCCCUCUAGCGUUGUUGCUCUCCAUGAACACGGUUUGCAGAGUUGCCAACUUCUCUCGUAAAAAUCCCCUACACAGACCUGAAAUUCUCCUUAAAACCAACAGAGUAGACCUAAGUAGCUUUGCUCCAGGUGCAAUGCAUAUUACUGCAUUGCAAGUGUGCAUUAUGUAUUUGCAUAUGCAGAUUAUUAUUGUAAAGGCAUUCGGUAAAAGAACAGAAGAAGGUAAAAUGUUAUCAGAUCCCGAUCACAUAUCAGAGAAGAACAAGACAGUAUUUCGUUCGAAUACAAACCACGCUGUGGCAAAGGCUCAUGCACAAACGGUUGCAUCAAAUCACAGUAUUGCAGCUGCUCUAGCACACACCGCUUGCAAACAGAGAACGACCAGUAAUUUCGUCAAGACAAGCGUAUCGUUUAGGAAACACGAUCAACCCCUGUCUAUGUCAGGAGCUGGUUGGCAUUACAGAGGGAGCUUGAAGAGUCUUAACACUGGAAUUGUUACUCUAUUAAAUUAUGGAAAAUACGUACCACCUAUUGUGUCUCACGUCACUUUGGCACACGAAAUCGGCCAUAACUUCGGUUCACCUCAUGAUCCAGAAGACGAUAAUAUAUGCACACCGGGAGGUGAUAAUGGGAAUUAUAUUAUGUUUGCAAGAGCAACGUCGGGAGAUAAGAGAAACAACAACAGAUUCUCACCUUGCAGCUUGAGAAACAUUAACGCAGUACUUAACACCAAAGCCAGGAGCCUGAAAGGUUGCUUCACAGAACCUCAAGACGCUAUAUGCGGGAACGAAGUGGUAGAGAGGGGAGAAGAAUGUGACUGCGGUUGGGAGGAAGAUUGUAAAGAGCCGUGUUGUUUUCCUAUGCGUAGUAAUCCCCCACGUGAUAAACCGCCAUGCCAUCUUAGACCCAACGUAGUUUGCAGCCCGAGUCAAGGACCAUGUUGCACACACGAAUGCAAAAUUAAAGUGGGUGAAGAGUGCAGAGGUGAUAAUGGAUGCAGGAGUGCCAGUUUCUGUGAUGGGCAAGGGCCACACUGUCCUUCCUCUACUAACAAACCUAACAAAACAGUUUGCAACGACGAGUUCGUUUGUUAUAUGGGAGAAUGUACGGGUUCUAUAUGUAUGGCGUAUGGACUAGAAUCAUGCCAAUGUAAAAGAAGCUUACACGAUCCUUUAACGAAAGCCUGUGAACUUUGUUGCAAAUUACCAGGAAACGAUCAUAGUUGCAAAUCAUCCUUUGAGUGGAAUUCUUCACCGUUUGAUGUGCCUGAUUUAUAUGCCAAACCUGGAACUCCCUGCGACAAUUAUAACGGAUACUGUGAUGUUUUUCAAAAAUGUCGUGAAGUAGAUCCAUCAGGCCCUUUAGCAACAUUACGUAAACUAUUAUUAUCUACUGAAAGUAUAGCAUCCCUAAAACGAUGGGUCUUAGAUCACUGGUGGGGAGUUAUCCUUCUUUUUAUUUGCGUCAUUAUUGUUCUGAUUAUUAUUGUAAAGGCAUUCGGUAAAAGAACAGAAGAAGGUAAAAUGUUAUCAGAUCCCGAUCACAUAUCAGAGAAGAACAAGACAGUAUUUCGUUCGAAUACAAACCACGCUGUGGCAAAGGCUCAUGCACAAACGGUUGCAUCAAAUCACAGUAUUGCAGCUGCUCUAGCACACACCGCUUGCAAACAGAGAACGACCAGUAAUUUCGUCAAGACAAGCGUAUCGUUUAGGAAACACGAUCAACCCCUGUCUAUGUCAGGAGCUGGUUGGGUUUGAUCGUGAUCAAUUAAAUAAACACCUGGGAUUCAAUUAAUAUAAAGUGGCAUGCUCCAAAUGUCCUCAUUGGGAGAUGACAUCUGCCACUUCUGACACCACACGUUGUAUAUAACACUACAGUGAGCUGGAGAUAGAUGAUGCUGUAUAAGCGAUGUGUAUAUUUACGACAUUAUUUUUUAAUUUACGACAAAAUAUACUUUUUACGAACAUUUUUAAAGGGGAAGAGAAAAAGAAAAAACAAAUAAGAAAAUAAAAACGCUAAUUGCAACACUGCAAUAUUUUUGUUUGUUCAUUUAUUUAUAUAUAUAAAUAAAUAAAUAUAUAUAUAUAUAUAAACAUAUACACAUAUAUAUAUAUUGUAAUGAAAAACAAGAAGGAGAAUGUGAAAACAUUCCUAUUGCCUUAAAAUAAAGUCCCUCCUUGUACAGUGAAUUGUUUGUAACACUGUACAUAUUUGUUCCAUUGAAGAAUCAUUUUAGUUCGAAGGACACAAAGCUGUAAAAUUGUAUUGUUUUUAAACACUAAUAUGGAUACUUGGAAUUUGAUAUCGCUGAACAAUAAAACAACAACGUUGAUGACACAUGAACAAACACAUUAUGACCCAUCAGUAUUCUAAUAUGGCAUGAAUACAGUCAAAUUUCGAUUAGUGCAUCCGAUAUUCGCACUAAAUCGGGUGUGGCGCUAAACUGAAGUAUCUCAAACAAUAAGAACUGUGUAUAGUAAUGAGUUAAGUUUGAGUUUGGGAGUUUGCAAGGCAUGUGAUUUGAUUACAACAAUGACGUUUACAGUGCAAAAUCGCUAUUUAGGAGGGCGCUAUAACGAGGUUUGGCUGUAAACGGGAGGUUAAAAGAUUGUCUAUAUCAAUUCUUUAUUGUUAAAUACUUGUCAACUUCAUUAUAUAGCAAGAUUUAUUGUUUAACAAUUUGAAUUGUGUUUAUUAAAUGGUGAUAAAAUUUAAGUUUCCAUUACAUUAUUUUUAUAUACAGUCAACCUCCCUAUAACACUGUUGAUAA
Molecule: messenger RNA, 6415 nt
Organism: Centruroides sculpturatus (bark scorpion)
Lineage: Eukaryota; Metazoa; Arthropoda; Arachnida; Scorpiones; Buthidae
Exons: 28
Coding region: 633-5402 (1589 amino acids)
Biological process (GO): Notch signaling pathway; membrane protein ectodomain proteolysis
Cellular component (GO): plasma membrane
Molecular function (GO): metalloendopeptidase activity
Source: RefSeq, a predicted model, not a curated record